This is a messenger RNA of Phytophthora infestans T30-4, 4229 nucleotides long. RefSeq names its product myosin-like protein. Gene Ontology annotation, molecular function: microfilament motor activity; actin filament binding; ATP binding. Bases 1 to 4011 code for a protein of 1336 amino acids. Gene Ontology annotation, biological process: actin filament organization; vesicle transport along actin filament. The record is from RefSeq and is a predicted model, not a curated record. The transcript has a single exon. NCBI's taxonomy places the organism in Eukaryota, Oomycota, Peronosporomycetes, Peronosporales, Peronosporaceae. Gene Ontology annotation, cellular component: vesicle; actin cytoskeleton; cytoplasm.
AUGGAAGUCGGUGCCCCCGUGUGGGUCUUCGACCGUGAAUUGUGGCACGAGGCGGUCGUUGCCGCUCCCGUAGACGCGUCUUCGGGUCUCGUGGAAUGCGCUAUCGAACCAGAGCCUAAUGACGAGCAUCUUGUGACCCCCGAGGGAGACGACGUCGUCCCCGACGCGCAGGACUUCCAGACGCCGCGUAAACGUCGUAAUUCGCGACGUAACUCGAUGCGACGGACAGUUUCCAUUCAAACAGAGCUCGUACUACCGCGUAACCAGGGAGAACACUACCACACCGUACAGGACUUGACCAAACUCGUACAUCUACACGAACCCGCGAUUCUACAGGUGCUGAGACGACGGUUCUUCCAUGGAGAGAUUUACACCAGUACAGGUCAAAUUUUGGUGGCCAUGAACCCGUUCAGACGUCUGUCAUUAUACUCGGACGACAUCAAGGACCAGUACUAUGAUCUAGGUGGGAAUGCGCAGGCUGACAAGAGUACUAUAGCUCCGCACGUGUACUCCGUCGCAGAUCAAGCAUUCCGGACCAUGUUGGUGCCACGAUCAGGCGACAAGAAGACGGAUCAGACUAUCCUUGUGAGCGGUGAGAGCGGUGCCGGGAAGACGGAGACCACCAAGCUCAUCAUGAACUACUUGGCCUACGUCUCCACUAAGCGCACGCGUCGUUCGAUUCGAGCGAGCAAUUGCGACCAGACGACUAUUCACGACCGGGUGCUGGAGUCCAACCCCAUUCUGGAGGCAUUUGGCAAUGCUCGGACCACGAGAAAUAACAAUUCCAGUCGCUUCGGUAAGUUCAUCAAGCUGGGCUUCACCUCUUCAGGCGAGAUGCUGGGCGCUUCGAUCUCCACGUACCUUUUGGAACGCGUGCGUCUCGUGUCACAGGGCAAAGGGGAACGCAACUACCAUGUUUUCUACGAAAUGUGUCGCGGUAGUUCUGCGUCGGAACGUGAGGAACUGGUACUAUUGGACCUACCUGAAUACGCGUAUUUAAAUCAAUCCGAGUGCUACGAACGUCUGGACGGUGUGGUUGAUGCCGAGUCGUACCAGGUGACGCGACGAGCCAUGUCUAGUAUUGGCAUGAGCUCUGACGAACAGCUCAACGUGAUGAAGAUCGUCUCUGCGGUGCUGCACUUGGGUAACUUGUGCUUUACGACAGCUACACGCAACGGUGGCAAGGAUGACGCCUCUGUGGUGGAUAUGGACGAAUGUGGUGCGAACAUCCGCGCCAUUUGCUCGCUUCUUGGCGUGGAGGAGGACGUGCUAUGCAGUACUCUGUGCACGAAGAAAAUUAAGGCAGGUGCAGAGUUCAUUACGACUCGUCUGCCUGUCGCACAGGCGCUCUCGACGCGAGACUCAGUUGUUAAGACCCUGUACUCGAAUCUAUUUAACUGGCUCGUGGACCGCAUUAACCGGAGUAUCGAGUACAAGGAAGAAGCUGGAGGCAGUCAGUUCAUCGGUGUGGUUGAUAUCUUCGGCUUUGAGAUUUUUGAGCAGAACCGUCUGGAGCAGUUGUGUAUCAACUAUGCGAACGAGAAGCUCCAACAAUUGUUCGGCAGGUUCGUGUUCCGUAUGGAGCAGGAUCAGUACGUAGCGGAAGAAAUUCCCUGGAAGUUCGUCGACUAUCCGAACAACGACGUCUGUGUGGCUCUUGUAGAGAAGCGACAUACCGGUAUCUUCUCUCUGUUGGACGAGCAAUGUCUGAUCCCUCGCGGUAACGACGAGAAGCUGGCGAACAAGUACUACGAACUACUAGCAGGCAAGCACGAGAGCUUCUCAGUGACCAAACUGCAGCGAGCCAAGGGCCAGUUUGUGAUUCAUCACUAUGCUGGCAACGUGUGCUACAUGACGGAUGGCUUUUGUGACAAGAACAAAGACCACAUGCACACUGAGGCUGUGGAUCUCCUGCGUACGUCCAAGUUCUCGUUUGUGCGUGCAUGCUUCGAGAACAGUGUCAAUGCUGCUGGUAACUCGAGUCCACGAAAUGGUCGGACGGAGUCUCGUGGCAGUGAUGGCACUCGUCGUCGAUCUGGCGGCAUCAUGUCGUCUACAGUCGUGGCGCAAUUCAAGAGUCAGCUCAGCUCGCUUCUGGAAGUGUUGAAUGCAACGGAGCCUCACUUUAUUCGCUGCAUCAAACCCAACGACCAAGCCAGCGCUUCUCAGUUCGAACGAAAACGUCUCCUGGAACAGCUGCGCUGCAGUGGUGUACUGGAAGCCGUCAAGAUCUCUCGGAGUGGCUACCCUGUGCGUUUUCCUCAUGAAGUAUUUAUCAAAACGUACAGCUGCAUCUUGUCCCAGGUACCAAGUGCCCAAGGACAAGUGGAGAAAGAAGUGGCGCUGCAGAUGGUGGACAAGUUGGCUACAAAGCUUCAAGUGGUGACGGGUGCCAAGCACCCUCCGUUCCAAGUGGGCAAGACGAAGGUUUUCUGCGUUCUUGAAGCUCAUCAAGCGCUGGAAGCUGCUCGAUCAAAGGCUCUGUACAAAUCUGUGAUCACCUUGCAGCGAUACUGUCUCGGGUACACGAUGCGUGCGCGCUAUCAACGUAGGCGUCGAUCGAGUGUUCGCAUCCAAGCGAUGUGGCGCUCGUGGUAUUGCUGGCAUCGAUAUCAACGCAUUGUUCGUCGUCAACGCGCCGCUGUGAAGUUACAGAGCACAACUCGAGGAUUCCUGGCGAGGAAGCAACUCAAGCGCAUUCAUGCAGUCACUGUGAUCCAAUCUUUCGUGCGUGGAUGGCUGGUUCGACGCGAGUAUUCUGCCAACACAUUGAGCUUCGAACAUGACGUGUCUUACGUGGGAUCUCUGGAUGAACGUAGCACCACGGCAAGCUCGAUUUCACUCGCCGAGUCGAUUUCUAAGGACCGGAAGAACACGACGAUCUCGUUCCAGAGCUCCGUGUCCACGAGUGACUACUCAGAUACGGACGGGAGUAUCAGUAUCAGAAGCAGCUCUCGCAUCUCGAGGAAGAAGAUGAUCGAAGAGUACGAGCCGCCCACACAGAUCCAGAACGAGUACGAGAUCGUCUGGGAGUGCGGACUGUUGGGUCUGUACUUCGAAAGUGACCCUAUCUCCAGUUUGCCUAUUGUGCGUCGAGUCCACGAGAGUUUGAGUAACUGCGCCGACAUCUUUGAAGUCUCGCGCGGUGACGUUCUGCUUGCCGUGGGAAAGGUGAAGGUGAAAAAGGGAGACAUCCGUCGCAUUUUGACUCUUCUUCAAGAAGUCCAGAAGCCUGUGCGUCUUCAUUUCCUCCGCAAUCCGACCGAGUCAUUCCGACUUCGAUCAGGAUCUCUAGAACUUCUGGGAGAAGAGGAUUACGAAGUAUUGUGGAAAGAAGGAGUACCUCUCGGUCUUGGCUUCCGUCCGGACCCAAGCACUGGAUACCCGUGCGUGUUGCAGUCUCAAGGCAACCAGCUUUUACCUGGCAUGUUCAACGUGCGAGCGGGCGAUCAUCUGGUCUUCAUUAACGAGUUUUCGACACAAGGUGUGCGCUUCCAGAAGGUCAUUGACAUCUUGGAAAGUGGCCCUCGACCAGCCGUGCUGCGCUUCCGUCACACGGACCUUGUGGAAGACCCACAACAUCAACUUGACCAGACGAUGUCUCUGGACAGCUCGGUCCUGUCGAACCCGCAAGACGAUUCUCACUCCAUGGGGAUGUCACGCAUGACGCGUCCGUCCCGUGUGAGUAUGAACCCAAAGAAUGAUCACUCACUGUACUACAUCACGUGGAAAGAAGAGGACGGUCCGUUGGGUAUCGUCGUCAAGCAGGAAAGCACGAGCUAUUACCCUCGUGUGAUCAACGUCAAGAGCGAGGGAGCUGUGACGAGAGAGUCGCAGAAGAACCGCGUGGAGAUCGGCGACGUUCUGCUGAGUAUCAACAACAACAACAUCAGCAAAAUGGGCUUUGGGGCAGCCAUGAAGCUGCUACAGAAAGGUCCCAAGCCGCUUCUUCUUAUGUUCCAGCGUCCGCGAACGUCUCUGUCAAUGACGACUAGGAGCUGCAACCUGUAGUCCUCGUCCGCCGUGUUAAGUAAAACAAGUUUUGGGCCACAUGCACAGCAAAGGUCUGCAGACGAGGAUGCAGUUUGGUUAGAAGCUUCUGUGAGAUCUUCACCCCGUACGGACCUGUUGGGGAAUUUUUUUUUCAUUGCGUUCAUCGUCAGCAUUGGCCGCCUUGAAAUAUUUUGAAUAUUGGUUUUGUUAUAAAGAAAAGUCAAGCUUUCAUGUUA